GGUACUCCUCUUUUCUCUGGCAUCAAAGUUUUGUUUCAUUCUCAAAGUCUUCUCCAGAGUCCCCCGUUUUCCCGGUGAAUUUCCCAAGCUUUCAUCCGGCGACCUCCCGAUCCCGACGCCAAGAUGAUGCACAUGACGUUCUACUGGGGGAAGGACGCGACCCUGCUCUUCGACGGGUGGAAGACGACGACGUGGCUCGGCUACGGUCUCUCCCUCCUUGCGCUCUUCCUCUUAGCCGCUUUCUACCAAUACAUUGAGAGACUCCGGAUUAGUAUCCAGACGGCCUCCGCUGUAAAUUCUCUCGAUUCCGGCGUCGAGGCUCCUCUCCUCUCUACUUCCGGCUUUGUGAAGUCCAGAUGCCGCAAGCUCGCCGUCGCCGCAUCGUUUGGCGUCAGUUCGGCGAUCGGCUACCUCCUCAUGCUCGCCGUGAUGUCCUUCAACGCCGGGGUCUUCAUUGCGGUCGUCCUUGGGCUGACAGUCGGCUAUCUCGUCUUCAGAGACGUCGAUGGUGACGUCGUCGCUGCGGUCGCGAGACAGAACACCUGCGCCUGUGCCUGAGAUCUCGACGGCCUCCGGUCGUCUAUUUAUCCUCUGCUGCACGGGGGUUUCUGCUUCCGUUGCCGUUGGUAUCCUACCUUCGUUUUAGUUUGUUUUUCUUCUUUCUUGUGUCAAACGAAUUGGAUUGCUGAAAUCGGGGAAAAGUCCUGUACUUCGCUUGUAUGAUAGGAAUAGAACGAAGGAAAUAAUGUUGUUUGGUUUGGGGUUUUUAA
Messenger RNA from Nymphaea colorata (pocket water lily), 770 nucleotides. Its product is annotated as copper transporter 5.1. The transcript has a single exon. Gene Ontology annotation, molecular function: copper ion transmembrane transporter activity. The coding region runs from base 124 to 558 and encodes 144 amino acids. Lineage: Eukaryota; Viridiplantae; Streptophyta; Magnoliopsida; Nymphaeales; Nymphaeaceae. The record is from RefSeq and is a predicted model, not a curated record. Gene Ontology annotation, biological process: copper ion transmembrane transport; intracellular copper ion homeostasis. Gene Ontology annotation, cellular component: plasma membrane.